Rotaria sp. Silwood2 is the source of this 390-nucleotide messenger RNA. NCBI's taxonomy places the organism in Eukaryota, Metazoa, Rotifera, Eurotatoria, Philodinida, Philodinidae. The record is from the annotation of a GenBank genome assembly.
AUGGGAAAACCAGAUGAUAAAUACUUCAAUUCAAUUCCAAAAAAUUGGUCAUUCAUAUGCCAAGAUACUAUGCUUGGACUUUUGCAUUAUCCACAAACACCAAAAAUAGAUUUAAAUGAAAGUGCAGCAGUUGAAAUUUGGCUUACAACUCCACCACAUCGAAUAAAUGGAAAUGAUACUGUUAUUAUUCAAUGGAAACUAAGGGAAUGUACUGAUUGUUUUACAUGGACACCGAAACAACUUUCUUUUAACAUUGAAAAUUUCCAUGAACGACAAAUAUUAAAAAUAACCCGUGUAAAAGAUGGAUCACAAACAAGUCUUAUUCCAGUUUUUAAUGGUGGAGGUUUCGAUAAUGUUCUACCAGAAGUUUAUUCAAUUAUUAUUCAAUAA